AUGUCUUUGUUCAAAAACUACGGUGGAGUCUCUGCUUCUGCCGCUGAAGACGAAGAAGAAGUCUUUAUCCCACGCCGUCAUAAGCGCACCUUCACAGGCUUUACCCCCCGUGAACUUAAAGCCAUUGACUCCACUAUCCCCAUUGGCUGCCGUAACACGUGGAAAAAGUUUGCUGUUGGUGAAUUUAGCACCAAGGAUCAGUUCCAAGCAGAGUUUGUCCGUCAUGUCGAAACAACGCUGGCCCGUUCUCUCUACAAUUGCGACGAGCUCGCUGCCUACCAAGCUGCCUCACAAGCCAUUCGUGACCGUCUGAUUGUCGCGUGGAAUAAAACCCAGCAAAAACACACUUUGGUUGAUCCCAAGCGUAUUUACUAUCUUUCCCUUGAAUUUCUCAUGGGCAGAGCCAUGGACAAUGCCAUGCUCAACCUCGAAGUCAAGAAGGUAACUGGUGACGGUGUUUCUGACUUUGGCUUCCGUCUCGAAGAUCUCAUUGAGCAGGAAAAGGAUGCUGCUCUUGGUAAUGGUGGUCUCGGCCGUCUUGCUGCAUGCUUUAUCGAUUCGCUUUCUACUCUCAACUACCCUGGUUGGGGUUAUGGUCUUCGCUAUCAAUACGGUAUUUUCAAGCAAAAGAUUGUCGAUGGCUACCAGGUCGAACAGCCCGACUACUGGCUCACUUUUAACAAUCCUUGGGAAAUCCCUCGUUCUGAAAUUGCCAUUGACGUCAUGUUUUAUGGUUAUGUCCGUAAGACAACUGAUGAUGAUGGCACCCAAAAGAAGGUUUGGGAGGGUGGCCAGAUUGUUCAGGCUGUCGCUUACGAUUUCCCUGUUCCUGGCUAUGGCACUGAAAAUGUCAAUAACCUUCGUCUCUGGUCCUCCAAGCCCAACCGUGCUUUUGACUUUGCAAAGUUCAACGAGGGUGCCUAUAACCAAGCCCUUCGUGAUCAACAAGAGGCUGAAACCAUUUCCGCCGUCCUCUACCCUAACGAUAACUUCUACUCGGGUAAGGAGCUCCGUCUUAAGCAGCAAUACUUUUGGGUUGCCGCUUCGCUCUCCGACAUUGUCAGACGCUUUAAGAAGACCCACCGUCCUUGGAAUGAGUUUUCCGACCAAAUUGCCAUUCAGCUCAAUGACACUCACCCUACUCUCGCCAUUCCUGAGCUCCAGCGCAUCCUCGUUGACCGUGAAGGUCUUCCUUGGGAUGAGGCUUGGGACAUUGUCAAGAAGACUUUUGGCUACACUAACCACACUGUUUUGCCCGAAGCUCUUGAAAAGUGGCCUGUCAAUUUGAUUGGCAACCUCCUCCCCCGUCACUUGGAAAUUAUUUACGAUAUUAAUCUCAAGUUCCUCCAGGAGGUUGGCCGCAAGUUCCCUGGCGAUAGUGACCUUGUCCGUGACGUUUCCCUUGUUGAGGAGGGCGGUAACCGCCAAGUCCGCAUGGCCUACUUGGCCAUUGUUGGUUCCCACAAGGUUAACGGUGUUGCUGAGCUUCACUCUGAGCUUAUCCGCACCACCAUCUUCAAGGACUUUGUCAAGAUUUACGGCCCUGACAAGUUUACCAAUGUCACCAAUGGUGUUACCCCCCGCCGCUGGCUGCACCAGGCCAACCCUGAGCUCUCUGCUCUCAUUGCUGAGAAGCUUGGUGGUUACAAGUACCUCAACAACUUGGGCCAGCUCAAGGAACUCCUCAAGUACAAGGACGAUCCAGUCUUCCAAGAAAAGUGGACUGCCACUAAACGCGCUAACAAGGCUAAACUUGCUGCUUUGGUCAAGUCCCAAACUGGUGUCAUUCUUAACCUUGAUGCUCUGUUUGAUAUCCAAGUCAAGCGUAUCCACGAGUACAAGCGUCAGCAGAUGAACAUCUUUCAGGUCAUUCACAGAUAUCUUAGACUUAAGUUGAUGACCCCUGAGGAGUUGGAAAAGAUUCCUCCUCGUGUUAGCAUCUUUGGCGGCAAGUCUGCUCCUGGUUACUACAUGGCCAAGAAUAUUAUCAAGCUCAUUAACUCUGUUGGUAAUGUUGUCAACAAUGAUGAGAGCAUCAAGGAUAAGCUUAAGGUUAUCUUUAUCGAGGAUUACAAUGUUUCCAAGGCUGAGAUUAUUAUCCCUGCCUCUGACAUUUCCGAGCACAUUUCGACUGCCGGCACAGAAGCUUCUGGUACUUCCAACAUGAAGUUUGUUCUGAACGGUGGUUUGAUUAUUGGUACUGUUGACGGUGCCAAUAUCGAAAUCACUCGCGAGAUUUCUGAAGAUAACAUCUUUUUGUUUGGUCACUUGGCCGAGAAGGUGGAGGAUCUUCGUACCGCUCACCGCACUGGCUCUUCCGCCCUCGACCCGCAGCUUGCCAAGGUCUUUAAGGCCAUUGAGGACGGUCUUUUCGGCGAUGCUACCAUUUACAAUGACUUGAUCAACUCCAUUGCUGGCUACGGAAGCGACCACUACCUUGUGUCUGACGACUUUAGCUCGUACCUCGAUGCCCAAGACAAGGUUGACGAGGCUUUCAUUGACAAGAAGAAGUGGGUUGUCAAGAGCAUUGAAGCUGUGGCCAAUAUGGGCUUCUUCUCGUCUGACCGUGCUAUUGAUGAGUACGCUGAGACUAUCUGGAACAUUGAGCCUGUUCCCUUGCAAUAA
Molecule: messenger RNA, 2625 nt
Organism: Magnusiomyces paraingens
Lineage: Eukaryota; Fungi; Ascomycota; Dipodascomycetes; Dipodascales; Dipodascaceae
Exons: 1
Coding region: 1-2625 (874 amino acids)
Biological process (GO): glycogen catabolic process
Cellular component (GO): cytoplasm
Molecular function (GO): pyridoxal phosphate binding; glycogen phosphorylase activity
Source: RefSeq, a predicted model, not a curated record